This is a messenger RNA of Vitis riparia (riverbank grape), 1262 nucleotides long. Its product is annotated as BAG family molecular chaperone regulator 4-like. The transcript has 4 exons. Gene Ontology annotation, cellular component: cytoplasm. The record is from RefSeq and is a predicted model, not a curated record. The coding region runs from base 203 to 997 and encodes 264 amino acids. Gene Ontology annotation, biological process: protein stabilization. NCBI's taxonomy places the organism in Eukaryota, Viridiplantae, Streptophyta, Magnoliopsida, Vitales, Vitaceae. Gene Ontology annotation, molecular function: adenyl-nucleotide exchange factor activity; protein-folding chaperone binding.
UGAAAGGUCACUGUCCUUGUCAAUAGUGGCCUCAAACCCUCUUGUUUACUUACUACUCAAACCUUCCUCUUCCAUUACAGAAACCUCUCACCUCUCUCUCUUUCUACCAACUUCACCCACUUUUUUUUUUUUUUUUGAAAAAAAAUUCUAUUUUCCUAUUUUCUUCUGAAUCUAUUUUAGGAAUUUUCAUUUCAUUUGGAGUAUGAGAAAAUCAAGUUGUAAAGGGAUUGUGGGCAAUGUGUGCAAAGAGGAGAUUGAUUGGGAACUCAGGCCUGGUGGUAUGCUUGUCCAAAAGAGGAAUGCUGGGGAUGCUGCUUCUAGUCCUAUGAUCAAGAUCAAGGUCUCCCAUGGUUCUUAUCAUCACUAUAUCACCAUCCCUGCUCAGUCUACUUUUGGGGAUCUGAAAAGGGUUCUUGCCCAUGAGACUGGUCUGGAGCCUAAGGAGCAGAGACUUUUGUUUAGAGGGAAAGAAAAGGAAAAUGAUGAAUGCUUGCACAUGGUGGGUGUAAAAGAAAUGUCCAAGGUGAUACUAUUAGAGGACCCGGCUAGCAAAGAGAAGAAGCUUGAGGAAAUGAAGAAAGAUCAGGGCAUAUUAAAAGCCUAUGAAGCUGUCGCUCUAGUCAGAGUAGAGGUCGACAAGCUCUCAGAAAAGAUUGUUGCCUUGGAGAGAGCUGUUCGUGGUGGCAAUAAGGUUGUGGACAAGGAAUUUGUUGUAUUGACAGAGUUGCUUAUGGUUCAGUUGCUUCAAUUGGAUACUAUUGAGGCUGAUGGAGAAGCAAAAGUACAGAGACGGAUUGAGGUUUGUCGUAUUCAGAGCUUUGUGGACACACUAGACAAUCUAAAGGCAAGAAACUCCAAUCCUUUUAACAACAGUACCAAUGCAGUGUCGGUGACUACCAAAUGGGUGGCCUUUGAGUCAGGAAUAGGAAGCUUGAGCGCUCCAACCCCAUUGCAAUCUUCUACGAAAAUAACUCAGGACUGGGAACUCUUUGACUAGCCUCUCUUGUUGGGUUUGUGUAACUGACUUUGAGGUAUAUAUGUAUAAAGAUAUAUGUGAUAGGACUUGGGAACUCUUCUGAGACAGCAAUCUGUGUCUGUUUUUCCCCCCUGUUUUCUUCUAUGGCUGAAAUGCUAUUUCCAUAGAAAUGGUAGAGGUCUCAGUGAAUGCCAAGGACACUGCAGCCAUGUUUUAACUGGGUUGGCAUUUGUAUAUAUGGUUUUUAUGUUAUACUAAUACUCAGAGCUGCUCGUUCCUUUUAUAA